Piliocolobus tephrosceles (Ugandan red Colobus) is the source of this 472-nucleotide messenger RNA. It is a transcript of the gene SPMIP10, whose product is annotated as sperm microtubule inner protein 10. NCBI's taxonomy places the organism in Eukaryota, Metazoa, Chordata, Mammalia, Primates, Cercopithecidae. The transcript has 3 exons. Gene Ontology annotation, biological process: flagellated sperm motility. The coding region runs from base 25 to 429 and encodes 134 amino acids. The record is from RefSeq and is a predicted model, not a curated record.
GAAUUCCAUCCACUGCUGUCAGGAAUGGCUGCAGGGAAAGAUACUUGUCCUACUUUGCCUAAACUCAGUAACAACUGCUCUGAUGAGAGUCCCUACAAAUCUGCUAAUAAGUAUGAGGAGAUUCAUUUGCCACGAUUUUCAUUAAAGCAAGGGAUGAUCCCAACACGUUAUGUUAUGCCUUGGAAAGAAAACAUGAUAUUCAGGAAUGUGAAUCUGCAGCGAGCAGAAGUGUGUGGAAUCCAUACUGGCCCUUUAGAAGACUCUCUGUUUUUGAAUCACAGCGAAAGGCUUUGCCAUGGGGAAGAUCGCAAAGUUGUCUUGCAAAAAGGCCCACCAGAAAUAAAAAUUGCAGAUAUGCCUUUGCAUUCGCCUCUCUCCAGAUACCAAAGCACUGUGAUUUCCCAUGGCUUCAGGAGGCGACUAGUCUGAUGAAAGAAGAAUAAAAUAAUAAAGUGUUUCAAUCUCUGCUCUC